AUGAGCAUACAAUGUAUGUCAUCGAAUUCAUCUCUAGACUUCCAAAGUAGCUUUGGAUAGCCUGAUCUUUCUAGUCUUGCAUUCAGCGGAAGUGCCAACCGUAAGUAAAAUACCAAGAAAAUAGUUAAGUAGAUCUAAGAGGAUUAUUCUAUUGAAAAAAAUCCAUCAACUGACUGCUCUAGUGAUUCUUCUGAUUAAGCAAUGAAACCUAAAACCGAUGAAACUAAAUAUAAGACAGAAAUGUGUAAAAACUUUUAGGCCACCGGCACGUGCAAUUAUGGAAAGAAAUGCAAGUUCGCUCAUGGAAAAUAAGAUCUUGUGAACAAGCCAAUUCAAAACUCUAAGAGUUACAAAACAAAAACAUGCAAGGCAUUCCAUGAAGAAUUAAAUUGUCCUUACGGAUCUCGCUGCCACUUUAAGCACGAUUAGCGUUCUAUUUCAGAAAUUUAAUAAAGCAAAUACUACUCAAAAAAGCUUGCGACAUUAGAGUUUGACCUAAGCGAAAUGGAAAAUUGCAAUUUGAAAAUCAGUCAUGGAUCUCGCUUACCAUUUUUCAUGUCUAUGAUCCAAAAUAAUUGA
This is a messenger RNA of Tetrahymena thermophila SB210, 579 nucleotides long. RefSeq names its product zinc finger C-x8-C-x5-C-x3-H type protein. The record is from RefSeq and is a predicted model, not a curated record. The transcript has 2 exons. NCBI's taxonomy places the organism in Eukaryota, Ciliophora, Oligohymenophorea, Hymenostomatida, Tetrahymenidae. Gene Ontology annotation, molecular function: mRNA binding; metal ion binding.